This is a messenger RNA of Neopsephotus bourkii (Bourke's parrot), 1108 nucleotides long. RefSeq names its product calmegin-like. NCBI's taxonomy places the organism in Eukaryota, Metazoa, Chordata, Aves, Psittaciformes, Psittacidae. The record is from RefSeq and is a predicted model, not a curated record. The transcript has 4 exons. Bases 40 to 465 code for a protein of 141 amino acids.
UAAAUGCAAAAUUAAUAAUUGUUUUUAAUGUAGCCUGGUAUGUUUAGUCAACCGGUGACUGCUGCAGAAGACCACCCAUGGCUCUGGGUUCUUUACAUCUUGACUUUCGCUCUCCCUGUUGGUCUAGGGGUGUUGUUCUGCUGGCCAACAAAGAAACCAGAUGAAGAUAUUGACUUUAAAAAACCUGAUAUAUCUAAGCCAAUUACAAAAGGAGAACUAGACCAAGAGGGAGAGGAGUUAGACGAUGAUGAAAUACAAUUAGAAGAAGAAAAAGGAAAUGAAGAUACUGCUGAAGAUGAUGAGGGUGGAGGAGAAAAAAAUGACAUUGCAGAUACAAGUCAAGAAGAAGGUGAUAAGUCAAAUAAAUCUAGUUCAGAAGAUGAGGUGAAAGAAGCUAACGAAGACACAGGUUAUGGAGAUAGUCCACUGAAAUCAGUGCGCAAAAGAAGAGUACGGAAGGACUGAGUUACUUCCAGCUAGUUUUUGUACAUCUAGAUGAUAGCAACUUCUGCUACAUCACCUCAGUGGGCCUUGACAGCAGCCAAGUUCCUGAGAUUUGAAGAAAAAAGAGGGCCUCAUUGCUACUUAAGUUCUUAUUUGAAUUCUCUAAUCUCUUUUAACCUUCCUUGAUUCCCUUUUUUAAGGAGAACUAUCUGUGAGGAGUUGUCUGAUGUUUUGAAUUCAGAAUAAAUGUGAAAUUACAUGUCAGCCAGCUGAUGUUAAGGUUAAGAUCCUUAAGAUUUGAAGGUUCCUAGAAAUUAGUAUUAGUUGGUGAUAACUUACUCUAAAUAUUUUUUAAAGUGAAUAAAUUAUAAUAUUUUUGCAGCUCUAGCACAAAAUUAGUGGUUUACACUUUUCAGCUGAAAGAGGAUGGUAGUAUAGAUAUAGCAUCUAUAGGAGUUCACGUUGCUAUGAGAAAAGGUAUUUUUUCUGUGCAGAGCUAAAUGCAAUAAUUGUUUUUGUAUGAUUUAGUGCUAGCAACAAUUUCUAUUGUAAAUUAUUUAUUUUAGUUGAUCUUGUUAUAUGGCUGGUCACCUGUUCACUUUAGACAUUGUAAUUUAUUUUUAAGAGCUAUUUUAAAAUAGACUGCUCCUAGAACAUGCGGUAA